CUGAGAGCAGGAGAUGGCUGAGUUUUAGGGCGGGAGCUAACUUUGGAAAGGUAACCUUUCGGUUUCGGACUGAGUGUGGGAAUUGGGAAUGGCAAAUUGGAACAUGUACUUUGAAAUAAUUGAAAGUCAUGAAAGACAAAAAUCCUCUGCCAGUGUUGGUGAAAAAUCAAACGAUUACAGACUUCUUUUAAGCAGUCUCCAAGUCCAGGUUGCAUAAUACUUGGCUCUCCACAGAAAAGAAAACAUUCUGAUGAGUCGUCAAGGUUUCUGCUUAAAAAUAAAGAGCAGACAUUUAAGCAUGGAGUACAUUUAUCUCAAGCAGAAAAGACAGGCCGAUCACAACUACCAAUGCCACUAAAUGGUGGCAUUAUUGAUUCGUUAAUGAAAGGAGUGAAGAAGCGAGAGACCUGCAGCAAGUUUAAAAAUACUACUGGUGUAAAUAGUGAUGGACGUUCUUCAUGUGGUGAAAUUCAGAAAUAUUUUCCAGACACCCUUCAUUAUUCGUAUGUUUUAAAAGGCGGUGUUUUAAUGAGAUCUGCUGAGACAGGUGGAAAACUGUCUGAGAAAGAUGACACUGGACUGUUUUCUGAAAAUGAGAAAAAAGAAAGGGCUCUGCCUUUAUUUUCGGAUAGGUCUUGCUUGCAUGAGAACUGCGAGAAGUCAUGCACCUUGCCAGAACUGCCAGUUGAUGUAGACAGUGGUAUAGACAGAUCGUUAUGCCCUAGAAGAGUGCACAUAUCUCCCAGAAAACCACAAGAUCAGAGUAAUGGCAUGGGGUUUCUGUCCUCCUUGGAAGUAUUCCCUAAAGAGAAACUGCUAAGGAAGGCAAUACUGGAACAGUCAGUGAGCUCAUCCUGUUUAACAGAGGUGUCAUUGUGUAGUACUAUUUCAUACCAGGACGGUCUGCCAUCAUUGAGAGAUGAAAUGUGCUCCUCAAAUGUGUGCAAAAAUGAAGACAACUUGUCGUUGACUUCUCAUGAAGACUUGCCUUAUGGAAAAAGAAAGCGGGAGUGUACAGAUGUAGAGUCUAAUAAAACAAAAAGAAAAACCUUGCCAUCAUGCUUGGAGAAACUCUAUAGUGAGGGAAGAAACGUCUCCUCUCGUUUAACCAUUGAAAUAAAAAGUGACAAUUCUGUUUUGGAACAGAAAGGUACAGCAACUCAGCAAAGGGAGUUAUUUAGUGCUAGAAACCAAGAUAUGCAAUUUAUUCCUUUUUCUUCCACUUUGGAUCAGUGCAGUAUGCACUCUCAUGUUACAACUGCCUCUUCUGGUACAGCUUUUGUCAGUGAAGAGAAGUUGAACUACAUUGAUACUGAUGAAAAUGAUAGCUGGGAUAGCUACUCAAGUGUUAAAUGGGAAAAUGAGUCAAAAAGUGCUGCAGAAAUAUGUGAUUUGGAAAGUGAUGAUGAGAAUGAAACCCCACUGCCUGUUGAGCAGAUUUUCAGUUCAAGCCUUAAACCACCACUGGAUACACCAGAUAAAAGUAGCCUUCCAACUUCAUCUCAGCAGUCUACUCCAGUAUUCAAAACGUUGUUUCCAGUUCUAAAACACAACACUUACAGCAAUGACUUAGAACGCAUGGUGAAAGAAAAAAAGGAGUUAGAAAGCUUGGAUGAACUUGAAAAAAAGCUGCAGGAUGGUAUUAAAAAGCGAUCGAGUGGUUUGUGUCUUACUGAAGAAGCUGAACAAAGCACAGAAGAUGAUGAAAGCAUUGCAGAAGAACAUAGGGAAUUUGUGCGUAGGUUUUCGAUAGUUGUGGAUGUUAUACCAGACAGCCAUCCUGCAGAAGAAAUAUUUCAUCCAGAAGACUUUGGAAAGCUUCUUUCUCCAGAAAUUCUUGAUCUGAAGAAUUAUUGCAUUAGUACUCAAAACCCACUAGAAAAACUAAUUGCCAGUGGUGAUGCCAACCUUAUUAAAGAAGUUGUGAAAGAAGAAUGGGAUAGGUUCUCAAAGAUUAGUGACUUAAAUAUAAAGUUUGAAUCUUUGAAAUUUGUAUUUAAAAAAAGGCAGAUGUAUUAA
Protopterus annectens (West African lungfish) is the source of this 2019-nucleotide messenger RNA. RefSeq lists its product as uncharacterized. The coding region runs from base 349 to 2019 and encodes 556 amino acids. The record is from RefSeq and is a predicted model, not a curated record. The transcript has 9 exons. NCBI's taxonomy places the organism in Eukaryota, Metazoa, Chordata, Ceratodontiformes, Protopteridae.